This is a messenger RNA of Sus scrofa (pig), 1793 nucleotides long. Lineage: Eukaryota; Metazoa; Chordata; Mammalia; Artiodactyla; Suidae. The record is from RefSeq and is a predicted model, not a curated record.
AUGUCCGCGCGCCUGGCCGAGCCUCCGGGUGGCCUGACACUCCCGGAUACCUGCAAACAGACGCCGGGCGCGCGUCCAGGACCUGCUGCACACGCGGGCAACCUCCGUUGCACACCCCCUACCCCGCCUCCCAGCCCCGCCCAGAAGCCCGCCCCGAUUCACCAACCGGAGAAGUUCAGGGCCCUGCUGACAGCGGGGAGCUCCGCCACCUGCCCUCAGCCUGAAAACCCUGUAGAAACGCUGCUGGAAGUAUUGAGCGUCUACCUAACGGUGCUCACUUUCCUCUUCCUGGGUGAGAGGAGCGGCGCGCGGGGUCCACUGGGGAAGGAGGGCCCGCCGGGGGGUGGGGGAGAGGAAGGCUGGAGCCCCACCUGCCGGAUGCCCGAGGGCAAGCACUUUCCUGUCUGUUCCUUUCCCCCUCUCCUUUUCACAGAGUUUUGGUUUUUCUCUGUUCCCUAUUUGGCACGGCUCUACCUGGACUGGGACACGCCCUUCCAAGGCUGAAGGCGUUCUGAGUGGUUAAGGAAAUGGACAAUUUGGAAACACCUAAGGGACAAUUAUCCCAUUAAGCUGGUGAAAACUGUAGAGCUGCCUCCUGACCAGAUGUAUGGUAGUCACCCCCAUGGGAUCAUGAGCACCACAGCCCUCUGUAAUUUCUCUACCAAGAGCACCAGCUUCUCCCAGCUCUUCCCUAGACGAAAAGGAAAGAAAAGAAACAUGAGUCCUUUCUUGCAGAGGUUUCUUUGUAGCCGUUGUCAUUUGCUGAAGGUGGCCCUGGGAAUUGGAGUCUGGAGGUGUGGGGGAGGAGCUUGGGGGCACUCCUGGAGAGCCAGUGGCCUGCCCAUCCCUCUCCUCCUGCCACCCCUUCCCAGGGCCUCCCUGGUGCCCACCUACUCCUUUGGGGAGAAUGAUGUCUUCAAAAUGAAGGCUUUUGCCCCAGGCUCCUGGCAGUAUCAGCUCCAGGUCACCUUUAAGAAGUUCACAGCCCUUUCUCCUUGCAUCUUCUGGGGCCACAGUCUCUUCUCAGCCAAGCCCUGCGGCCUGCUGCCCUUUGCCAAACCCAUCACCACAGCGGUGGGCCACCCCAUGCUGGUACCCCGGUGCCCACAGCCCAGCAAGGAGCAGGUGGACCACUAUCAUAUGCUCUACAUGAAGGCUCUGGAGCAACUGUUUGAAGAGCACAAGGAAAGCUGUGGGGUCCCAGCUUCUACUCACCUCACUUGCAUUGAGCCCUGGCCUUACCCUCCCCCACCCUCCAGCCCCUGAGCCGCUGAGCCCCUGAGCCCAGUGCACUGAGAUGUGCCCACCUCUACCCCCCAACCCCAGCCACCUCCUGCCAUGCCCUGCACGAAUAAAAGCUAGUUCUCUCACACCACUGCUUUGUGGACUCGGAUGGCCACGGGGCUAACGUGCUUGCUCUGGGAGCCAGCAUGCCCAGGCGUCAUCCACCCCAUUCUAGUGUGCUCAAGUCACUGCCUUAGACUGGCUGUCAGGACCGCAAUUUUCUCCUGGAGACUUCAUUCUGUUUGCAUGACUUUGCAUAAAUCACUUCCCUCUCUCUGUAAAUAAAAGCCUUUGCUCAGCUAAGAGCUGUAGGGCACCGAGACUGAGUUGGGGAGGGUGGCUGCCCAGAGGGACAGGCUUGGAAGGGUGGACAGGAUUUAGGUAGGUGGAGUCACUAGUGUCGGUGGUAGAAUACCAUGAGCAGGAGUUAAGAACUGGACUAGUAUCCAUGAGGAUGUGGGUUCGAUCCCUGGCCUCCCUCAGUGGUUAAGGAUCUGGCAUUGCUAUGG